AUGGAGUAUACUACAUGCUGUGGUCUGGAUACGCAGCGUAUUUUCUACACAUUGGGUUCGGACCUGGCGGAUCUCUCUGCUGACGAGUAUGAGACAUCUCCUGCCGGGGGCUCCGCUUCUGUACGCUUGGAAUCCAUUUCUCCAAUCUCUGAUUGGAGUACAAUCCUGAAGCCAAGUUUUGGUGAGGAUACACUGGUCGAUGGAGCGGAGUAG
Molecule: messenger RNA, 213 nt
Organism: Echinostoma caproni
Lineage: Eukaryota; Metazoa; Platyhelminthes; Trematoda; Plagiorchiida; Echinostomatidae
Source: the annotation of a GenBank genome assembly